Pseudoliparis swirei is the source of this 2974-nucleotide messenger RNA. RefSeq names its product TatD DNase domain containing 2 (gene tatdn2). NCBI's taxonomy places the organism in Eukaryota, Metazoa, Chordata, Actinopteri, Perciformes, Liparidae. Bases 1 to 2055 code for a protein of 684 amino acids. The transcript has 6 exons. The record is from RefSeq and is a predicted model, not a curated record. Gene Ontology annotation, molecular function: hydrolase activity, acting on ester bonds.
AUGAGCAGCAGCAAAAAGAAGUUGACGAUUAAGUGGCUACGAACUGCAAUCACCUCGUCCCCAAAUCUUCAGGCGAGAGAUGCUGGAUUAGGCACACCCUCUCGCGGGAAUGAAUCACUGAUUGAAGAUUCAAGUCCUUUGCCGCUCGGUGACUCUCCAGGACCUGAUGGCCUUGGAGCAUUGAGUCUGGACUCUCCCAAGAGAAAAGCAGGAGCGCAGGGUGAAAGCACGCCAUCUUCAGGGAAAGUUAAGCUGAGGAAGCUUUCAAGUAUAAAUUCGGAACAUUUCCUAACUUCAAAGGAGAAACCUCUGGACAAUUUAUCCAAGCAGACGGAAUCCACAGAGAGCCAGGUAGUAUCAUCACCUCCACCACCUCACUCCUUCCUCAUGAGAAAGAAAGAGAGGACACCCAAGGAGAGAUCGAAGGCCGUGGUCGCAGCCAUUGACAGAGCAAGAGGCCGCACUAGUAUCCGCAGGCCUUUGCCAUUUGAGUCUUCACCAGUGAAAGCUGAGAACCGCUCUGAGGACGGCACCAUUGUUCAGGAAGAACAGUGUUCCCCCCUUCAGGUGUUUGAGGACGUUGAAGCCCAGGAUGACGACUCAAAGCUAAAAACAGGCGGACGGACUGCUGUGCUAAAAGGAGAUCAUUCUCCCAAGAGGUUUGUUGUUUCCAACUUUGUAGGAACAACCUCUCAAGUCCAAUCCUUUGCUCCAGAAAAUGAACCAGAAGCCAAGUGCUGUGACUCGUACCUCCCUGCCCUGGAUCAUUUAGAUGAUUCUUCGUCUGGUUUCACGAUUCACCAGAAAGGCCCUUUUGACACCCAACAAUGGAAAAGUCCUUCAGUGUAUACCCAGAAAGAUACAACUUCACCUUUCACCUUUUCAUCCCCCAAUGAAAGCACUGAGGUCGUCCAGGCAGCUGCAGUGGACACGGAUUGGCCUUCCUCACUGUCGCCGACUAAUGUUCUUAUCUCAUUAAAGCAGCCCCACCCAACAAACAUGGCCCCUUCUCAUGCAUCCAAAAUUCAGACUGACAAUGUCUGCUCCUCCAACAUUACGGCCUAUAAGGACCCCUUUGCGCUGCCACUACACUCGAAAAAAGCAACCCCACGCCGGCAGUCAGAUGUUGGUGCUUCCAUGCAUCAUUCCCCCUUCUCCUUUACUCAUGGUGCGACUCCUAAAAGAAGAGUUUCACUUGGGGCAGAACCGAUGUCAACCAGUUACCCCUCCUUGAACCAUCAGGUUGGUUUUAUAGACACACACUGCCAUUUAGACAUGCUCUAUGGAAAGCUUGGCUUCAGCGGGACAUUCCACAGCUUUCUAAAUCACUACAAAAGGAGCUUUCCUCCAGAGUUUAGAGGCUGCAUUGCAAACUUCUGCAACCCAAGGAUCAUGGUGAAGGAAGCCCUGUGGGAAGGUUUGCUCUCCGAAGACAUGGUGUGGGGGGCAUUUGGGUGCCACCCCCACUUUGCGAAAGACUACUCGAGUGUCCAGGAGCACGAUAUAAUGAUGUCCAUGAGGCAUCCAAAAGCUGUGGCAUUUGGUGAGAUAGGCCUGGACUACUCCCACAAGAACUCCACGGACCACUCCAAGCAAAAAGAGGUGUUUGAGCGCCAGCUGCGUCUCGCUGUGGCCAUGCAGAAGCCUCUGGUCAUCCACUGCAGGGACGCAGAUGAUGACCUGCUGGAAAUAAUGAAGCGGUGUGUCCCGAGGGACUACAAAAUUCACAGGCACUGUUUCACAAACAGUUAUCCGGUGAUUGAGCCCUUCCUGACGGAGUUCCCCAACUUGUAUGUGGGUUUCACGGCCCUCAUCACGUACUUCAAGGCCACCGAGGCCCGAGAUGCUGUCCGGCAGAUCCCUCUGAACCGCAUUGUGGUGGAGACGGACGCACCAUAUUUCCUGCCAAGACAGGUGAGGAGAGAUGUCUGCCGGUUCUCACACCCAGGGAUGGGCAUUCAUACGCUGCAGGAGCUGAGCUUUCUGAAGGGAGAAGACAUGGCCACGGUCCUCGCCACCAUCCGACACAACACCACUCAAGUCUACGGCGUAUGAGCUCUUUUCAUGGUGGAGGAGAAUUAUAGAUAUUAUAUUUCAAUGUUCAUUUAAUCAAUUAAUUCCUCACCAUAUUUGGUUAUUGUUCUUUUUGCUGUGUUGACAUCUGUUUGUUCUGUUCAGCUGCUGAGUCGUUUAGUUCGGUUCAGUGGAGACGUAUCAAACACCUUUUAAUCCUGCCUCUUUACAUCCUACAUGUAUGGUUUGUUGAACGACUCGAGUUCUGACUGAAGAGGACGUGAAGAUGACAAAUAAAAAGAGUAGAGAGUCGUCUGUCAUACAGCAAUGUGAAAAUGUGUUGUUUGCUGUGAGAAGCUGAUUCUUUAUUGAAGUAGGAGGGUGGCUGUGACGACAGUCCAUUCACUUGUUUGGAGACCACUAUAUUUGUCCCACACAUUUGGCCUGAGUGCUUUUUAUUUUCAGAAUGAUGAGCCUGGCCGAGCUGCGGUUAGUGCUGAGCGUAGAUGAGAUCAAUGUUGGGUGAAUAAAUGUGUUUCUCUCAUAUCUUUGACGAGAGGGAUGUGUUGAAAUACAGAUGUUCCCUUUUUUCACAGGUUAUUGAUCAAAGCUUCGUUUCCAAGAGUUUAAGAGCCUCUUCAGAGCAUCGGCCGGAGCACAUUGUGUUCACCGUUGUGUGUUUAUUUAUGUGUGUUUAUUAAAAGCGACAUGGCAGAAGGCACACGCGUCGGAGCAGACCAAAAUCAGAUACACGAAACGGUCAAUGGAUGAGCAGCGCGAGUUGGGUUAAAUUACAAUGCUGUACCAAACGUUGAUCUCGUGGCAAUAAUUAAGUGUCUUGUAAUAAUUGUGAGUUUUUGUGUCCUGACAAUAAAACGACUGCAGUCCAACCUGUUGAGCAGUCUUCAGGGUCGAGACACUAAACUCUCUGAAAGCUGUCAGACGAGCGCUGAAGAGCAGG